UGUUGUUCACUUCGACAGCUAUUCGCCCUCGAUUGCUGUCGCCUGUUCUGGUCCAUCACCAUGAAUUCAUACGCCAAUGUUCUGGAAGAAGCAGAGCGCCUGGGACUCGCCGCCGACACUUUGCAUCCAGACGGCACAGCCCAAGGGUCCGCGAGCGGAUGGGCAGAAACUCUGACGCAGCUGUUUGAGCUCCAGCACUCGAUCGGAGAGGUACGUUGUUGUUGCCGCACACCAACGAGGCUUGUCGAUGAAAAGUCCAUUGCAUCUGCGGCCCUUGCGCUCAUGUUGCACGGCUCGCUCUGCAUCUAUAUUUUCGGGAGGGGGGUUUCACAGCUCAACCAAAGCCUGGCGCAUGUGAGGCGCCACGAAGCUAUUCAUGACCUGGCCUAUUCCGAAGAUCUGGAAUCAAAACUUCAAUAUCUCCACGAGCUCAAGAGCAACAUCGACGCAACACUUUCUCAUCUGCAGCCAAUUCUGCUCAAUCUCAAGCAGCCGAGCCCAAAGAGCUUCCUCUACGUCCAACGUGAGGCACAAAGACCGGCUGUCGAACUGUUGUAUUCACUCUUACAUCUGACUGAAACGAGCAAGGAUCGGAUAGGCGUCGCGGAGUGGGUCGGCUUGAUGGAAAUGACAGAGUAUGCCAAGAUGGAUCCUCGAAUUCGAGAGUCUACCCGAGAGAUCAUGGGCCACUACAGCCAGCUCCACCAACUUAUGAAUAAUCUUGCCGGGUUAUCGGACAGAGUUCUCAUGUCACGGGGCCACAAUUAGUACUGCACGCUACCGAUUCCCGGCGUCCACUGUCUCAUUUCGGCGCUUCGGAGGUGCUCUGAGCACCCGAGAGGCCUUGGGAUAUGGGACAAAAGCGACAUCACCACAUGAGCCGAUGGUCGCCCCCGAGCCACUUGCAAACAAUCCCCAAGAAUUUGCCUAAUGCGUAUCAAACUGCAGCUUACACUUUAUUCAGAAAAAAACGGGACAAUAUAGCCGUUUCCAUGAACAUGUAGUAUGUGCUGUGCUUGCGUCAAGCAAAGCCACAAGAAAUAAA
This is a messenger RNA of Polychytrium aggregatum, 1045 nucleotides long. RefSeq lists its product as uncharacterized. The record is from RefSeq and is a predicted model, not a curated record. NCBI's taxonomy places the organism in Eukaryota, Fungi, Chytridiomycota, Chytridiomycetes, Polychytriales. The transcript has 4 exons. The coding region runs from base 61 to 768 and encodes 235 amino acids.